Messenger RNA from Stereum hirsutum FP-91666 SS1, 1716 nucleotides. RefSeq names its product acid protease. The transcript has 7 exons. Gene Ontology annotation, molecular function: aspartic-type endopeptidase activity. Gene Ontology annotation, biological process: proteolysis. The record is from RefSeq and is a predicted model, not a curated record. NCBI's taxonomy places the organism in Eukaryota, Fungi, Basidiomycota, Agaricomycetes, Russulales, Stereaceae. The coding region runs from base 139 to 1716 and encodes 525 amino acids.
UUCUUCAUUCUUCACGAACGCGCUAGUCGCGUCUUUUGACUCUCUUUUGGCUCGAACUUGGACUUAGACUCGGACUUUUAGAGUGCUAUUCUACUUCUGAAGCAUCUAUUUCUAUUCUUACGCUUAUAUUUUCUCGGAAUGAAGCCCUCGACGUUUUCACUCGUUUGCUCCUUGGUUAGGUUGUCCUCGGCUCUUUACGUCCCUGUCACCGUCGAGAGACGGGAUAGCAAGUCACCUUCUUUCGCGCUUCCCUCCGACGUUGGCAUCCCCUUCACAUCUGGUCAGAAUUCCCUGGCCACCACCACGUCGAAUCAGCCAACCAUCCAGAACGAUCAUAAUUUGUUGUACCAAACGCAGAUUAAUAUUGGUGGUCAAGAUAUAACGGUGCAGGUGGACACUGGUUCAUCGGAUCUAUGGGUGUUCUCAGAAAAACCUAUCAAUAACUUCAACCAGUCGGAGGCACAACCUGUCAAUAUCUCAUACGGCUUGGGUUCAGCUUCCGGUCCUGUUGGUUUUGCUCCCGUUUCGUUAGGAUCCUACACCGUAGAAUCCCAAGCCUUCAUCAAUGCAACAAGUUUCACCGUAUUCCCACAAAGCCUCUUCCCUCAAGGCGUCUUCGGUAUACUCGGCCUUGGCUUCAACACCCUCGACGGCAUCUCUCCCCUCGCCUCCGCAGUGGCCAAAGCUUAUCCAGACACACUCACUUUGGGCCAGAGUACCAUCGCCAACAUCUUCCAACAAAACUCCUCCCUUCCCAACUACAUCUCCAUCCUCCUCGGCCGCGCCAACGACAUCGACGGCGUCACGAACGGAGUCUUCACCAUUUCAGAACUCGUGUCCGGCUACGAAAACAUCACGCAGACGCCGAAGUUGGAUCGGUUCGUGACGGAUGGGGCGGGGUCGAGGUGGUCGGUUCUGUUGGAUGGUGUGUCUGUGAACGGGCAGAAUGUGACGCUGAGUUCGGGGACGGGGACGGAUAAGGGUGUGGCGCAGGGACAGGCGGUCGCGGUGCUGGAUACGGGCGCUACGGAUGGGAGUAUUCCGAAGGUUUUGGUGGAUGCGAUAUAUAGCGGGAUGCCGGGUGCGGUGUUCAAUGAGACUUCGAAGCAGUGGAUCGUUCCGUGUAACUCUACUGCAGAUGUGCGGUUCGUUUUCGGCGGCCAAGAAAUCGCCAUCCACCCCCUCGACCUCGCAACCCCCCAACAGAUCUCCACAUCCUCAGGAACCCUCACAACCUGCAUAGCCUCCUACGUCGAACUCGACCUCGGGUCCGGCUUUGCAGGCUUCGACAUGCUCCUCGGCGACGCCUUCCUCCGUAACGUCUACGCCCUCUUCGACUACGGCCAGCUCUCCUCUUCCGCCACCACCGUCUCCGACGCCUUCAUCCAGCUCUUACCACGCACGGAUCCACAGCUUGCGGUGCAGGAUUUCGAGAGCAGUAGGCAGACGGUGUUAAAGACGGCUCCGAAGGAGGCGACGGCGGAGCAGGUGAGGGAGAGUUUGGGGUCGGCGGCGGGGAGUGAUGAGGGUGCUGGGGAUGGGGAUGGGGAUUCAGGUGCGGGGACACCUUCGGGGUCUGGAUCUGCGGCGCCGGAGCCUUCGUCUUCAUCGGGGGCGAAACGGGUGGGUGCGGGGAGGGGGUUUGUUGGGGGAGUCGGAGCCAUGUGGUCGGUUUUUGGUUUGGUCACCUGCUUGUCGUACUUUGGAUUUCCCUAA